CCUCCCCCGCCCCCUUCCCCACCUACAUCAUCAUUUCCCCUCCCCCCGCAUCCAGGAUGGCCCCCACGUCCUCCCGGCGCUGGUCGAUGCUGGCGGUCUUGGCGCUGCUACUGCUCCUUGCAACGACCAGCAUGGCUUUCAACACCGACGACGAGUCGAAGCCGGCCUCUAGUAAGGGAGGCAGUGAGAAGAAUGACGACCCCACCUCCUCCGCCAGCGAGAAGGACCUCGAGAAGAUGCUCAGCGACUUCAAGAAGGACUGCGCCCCCGGGGCGGUGUACACAUACAAGUGCACCGAUGAGUGUGACAAGGCUCUGGCCGAGUUGCAGAAGAAAAAGCUCCUGGACAACGACGAGCAGCUGAAGCAUCUGCCAAGCAAGGCGCCUGCCAUUUGCGCGUGCCUCGAUCGCGGCGACGAGCUGGAUGCCCUGCUGGUCAGCCUGGAGGAGGACAACUGCUAUGACCCGAAGAACCCGCAUGCGGUGGAGUGCUCCGACGAGAAGGACUGCCCGAAGCGCAUCGAGGAGUUCGCCCAGAUGCAGGUGAAGUUCAACUCCGAGUGUGUCACUGUCAGCCUCUACCCGCCAGGGGACAACACCGCGCGCGACAAGCAGCGCGAGGAGAUGGAAACCGCCCUGCUGGACAUGUGUAACCCCUGUGCCACGAAGUUCGCCGACUUGGAGAAGCUCCUGACGCAGAUCCGCGACAAGGGCUGCGACCCGACCCUGGAAAAGCAUGUCUGCUCUCCGGAGUGCAUCAACCUCACCACCCAGUACCAGGCCGAGACUGGGGCUCUCCUGCGGGAGGAAAUCUGCCGGCCCAACAUGCCCGGCGGCUGCGGCAUCGGGGGCGGCAUGAGCGAGGGCAAGAUUUAUGAGCACCUCCUGUCGGACUCCUUUGGCCUGUUGAUGGACCGUUUCAACACCCUGCGCGCCCAGUGCGACCCCAAGUGCCAGGCGGCAUAUGAUCGGUUCUAUCGCAGUGGUGUCCAUGUGCUGGCUCGGUCCAAGGCCGGCGGUCGCCAGUGCUUCACGUAUGACUCCUUUGUCGGCGGCAAGCCCGGCGACAAGAUUGACUGGCGCUCGAAGGACAUUACCCCGGCCUUUGCCCAGCUUAGCGGGGCCGCCGUCGCCUGCACGGAGGAGUGCCUCCAGAUGGCCGAUGACCGUAUCCUCCGCCGUUUCUUCACCAUGCCCUCUUCCUGUCGGAUUGCUGCCCCUCGUGAGCUGUACCUGAAUGUGCGCUUCUCGGCCUCGUCUUGCACCGCGCCCGGUGGCGAGCUUUACGACAAGAACAAGGACAAGGGCCUCCUCGGCACCAACAUCACGGCCAAUGUGGUGAUUGUCCUGUCACUUUUCUUCUCCUGUGUUCUGGCCAGCUUCUGCAUGGUUACCGGCGCGGUUAACUACUACCGCGGCUACCGUGGCUUGGAUGCCCUGCCGAACAUUUUCUACUGGAAGAGCCUGGUGCAGGCGGCCCGCGCGGCCGAGGCCCCCGCUGCCACCGCCGGCUCCUCCACCACCAACACCACCCCCGAUUCGACGGCUUCCACCCCGCCGGCUGGCGGCCGGCGGCCGCGUCGCAACAACAUGAAUGAGGACGAGGAGUGGCUCAUGUUCAAUGAUGAGGCCCAGUGAGCGCGCGCGUGUGUGUGUGUGUG
Molecule: messenger RNA, 1660 nt
Organism: Fonticula alba
Lineage: Eukaryota; Rotosphaerida; Fonticulaceae
Exons: 4
Coding region: 57-1637 (526 amino acids)
Source: RefSeq, a predicted model, not a curated record